AUGAACUCGGAACCUUGUUUAUCAAUACGUCAAAAAAUUUUAUCAGAACAACGAACAACUCGUCUUACUAUGGAUGAACGACUUUCAUUAUUGUCAAUACCGUUAGAAAAGGAAAUUCCUCAGACAAAUAGCCUGCGUACUACCUCCCAUUUUCCAAACUGUUUAAUUGAAAGAUCAUCAAAUUCUUCAAAUAGUCCUAUUAAUACUUUUACUGUUCGUUCACAUUCUGAAACUCAAACCCCAAGAAAAUUUGUUAUUGGAAGAAAUAGAGCAAAGACCAAUUUAAGUCAAAUUUCUAAUCUUCUUAGUCAAGAAUCAGACAGGUUUUCAAUUAGAGAAACUAAAGAAACAAAAGGACUUUGGAAAACAGAAGACUAUCAUGAAGAAUUACCAAAUGAAGUUAAAACACCUUCAUCUCCAAGACAACGUUUUCAAAGAUUAGGUGAAAGUGAACCUAUGCUUACACGAUCUUUAGAUGAAAUUACUGUUGAUUUAAAUCAAAAAUUAGAGAAAGUUGAAUUAAAUGUUGAAGUCAAAAAUACUACUUGUUUACAAAAGAAAUGUAAACUAGGAAUUCGUUGUAAGACUGAGAAAGUUUUAGCAGAUUCUCCUGCUUGA
This is a messenger RNA of Entamoeba nuttalli P19, 618 nucleotides long. RefSeq lists its product as hypothetical. The record is from RefSeq and is a predicted model, not a curated record. The transcript has a single exon. The coding region runs from base 1 to 618 and encodes 205 amino acids. NCBI's taxonomy places the organism in Eukaryota, Evosea, Mastigamoebida, Endamoebidae.